AUGGCGGUAAUUGUGGUGACUUUCUUUGUAACGACUGCAGUCGUUGUUUUUGGCGUACUUUCAUUCCAGAUCCUUCCAAGGCUAUUUCCAAAGCUCAAGACCUUCUUGCCGUCGCAAGCUGUUAUAAGCUACUUCCAGCUUGUGCCAAUCAGCGUUAUUUUUCCGACUUUGUUAUGGUUGUUCUUCAGUGUUUAUCUUCACGCUCAUGUCCCCGAUCAGCCGUACUCUUCGUUGCUAGGGUGGGUACACAUCUUCAUCACCAACUACAUGAUGGCGAACGCUGUUUUUAACUACUACAUGACCGUCUUCACGUGCCCGGGAUAUCCACAACGCCAGGAUGAGUUCACCCGAGACAGACUUUUCGUGAAAACGUAUCAAAUGUGUAUCAAAUGUAAGCGUGUACGAAAUGCAGGAACACACCACUGUAGCUGGUGCCAUACGUGUGUGGAAAUGAUGUGUCACCAUUGUCCUUUCACCAACAACUGCAUUGGGCGCAGAAAUUACGUUUACUACUACACAUUCCUGACAUAUGCCUUCUUCGGACUGUUAUAUGCAUGUUACCUCGCCUACUUCCCAUUCGUAAAUUGCAUGUCCGGCCUUGUAGUUCGCAAAAUUCAAGAAACCAUGUCUUUUCUGCCCCAACUGAGCGCUCUCCGCGAGGCAGGGAUAGUUCGCUUUAAUAUGUACGAAGAUUUAACUGUUCCUGAAGGCUGCCAGUUUGUGCAGGAGUAUGCUGUACUCUUUGCUCCCUGUGUAGGAAUCACUUGCUUCAUGGGGCUUUUGUUUGGUUUUCAAACGUUCCUUCUUCUUGCUGAUAUGUCCAUUGUUGAUUUCUAUGAAAGCCUCUCCAAUGCCACCUCUUUGCAGGAGCUUCUCCGAAUCUUUCACGUCAGCAUAUUCAAAAGAAAGAAGUUUCGCUUUAAGAACUUAGUCCUUGGGAAGAAGAGUCAUGCGUGGAUGUUUUUUGUACCUUUCCCCAAUAAUGUGGAGAGUGAUUUGCCAUUGAAGGACUUGUGA
Messenger RNA from Porites evermanni, 1017 nucleotides. The record is from the annotation of a GenBank genome assembly. NCBI's taxonomy places the organism in Eukaryota, Metazoa, Cnidaria, Anthozoa, Scleractinia, Poritidae.